Messenger RNA from Haemonchus placei, 381 nucleotides. The record is from the annotation of a GenBank genome assembly. NCBI's taxonomy places the organism in Eukaryota, Metazoa, Nematoda, Chromadorea, Rhabditida, Trichostrongylidae.
AUGGCUACCAAAGAAUACUUUGUGCCCUCUGAAGAGGUGAUGACUUCUAUCGUUCUGCCGACAAUCAUCUUCUGUAUUGGCAUGGUAGUAGCGAUGCUUGUUGGUAUUAACAAAUGCAAACAGUGGGAGCUGGACAAAAUCGUCGAAAUGCGACGUACUCGACGUGUCGUGCAACGGAUAACAGCGCGUUUACGCGAGAAGAAUUUCAAAACUAUACAAACAGCUGCAAAAGCUGCAGAAAAGCUGAAGAAAACCGAAGUUGCUCCUCCCAUCUACUCGGCUCAGCAGCAAGCUGUAUGCGGUACAUCGCCUCCGCCGUCGUACGAAGAUGCGUUGUUGGACGAGUACUACUACGAAUGUUUACCAUCCACUAGCAGGUAA